UGUAUUCCUGUAAAGCCAGGAAGAGAGGGUGCCGGGUGCCCAAGCAUGCAGGGAACCUCUCUAUAUGCCGGGUGAAUAAAGGAUCUGUGGACAUGGAGUCUGUUCUGCUUGUUGCUCCGAUAACAGCAUUGGAGUUUGUUGGGGAUUAUCUACUAUCUGGUGAAGGGCCCUGUGUUACUGUGUACAGCCUGAAGGAAACGUGCAAAAACCCGAAGAAGAUCUGUCAGAACGUGCUGAAAGGUUAUGCCGUCCAUGGUAUCAAGUUAUGUAGCUAUGCCCCUUCGCAAGACAAAGAUGCCCUCUUCUGUGUGUUCGGAAGCAAGGGGCUAAUUAUUCUGCAACUGAUCUUUAAUGAUCAAGACCUGGGACUGUCGCGUGUCGGUGAUCUAAGGGAACUUCAUGAUUGGAUAUGGGAUGUUCAGUGGAUCAGAGCCAAUGCAGAAACCACCUCUUAUCUUGGGUUAGCCUUGGGUCACAAUUCUGUGGCUCUCUAUGAUUAUGGGAAUGGCAGUGUCCUGAAAGAGAUCCACUGCGCUGAGAAAUGCAUUUUGUAUUCCGCACAUUUCUGGGGUGAAAGCUGGGAAGAACUGGUGUUGGUGUCGGGGACCGUUUUUAACCAGCUGGUCAUAUGGUGCCCGGCUGAUAAAACCAACGCGGAAGGAAGAGUUGAACCCAAGCAGAGGAUAAGCGGGCACGAUGGCGUCAUAUUUAGCAUCUUCUAUGAGAAAAGAAGAGGCUUCCUGGCUUCAGCCUCGGAUGAUCGUAGCAUCCGGAUUUGGGACGUUGGAGACCUUGCUGUAGACAGUAAGAAGGUCCAGUGUCUGCGUGUGUUAUAUGGGCACCAGUCGCGAGUUUGGUCGGUCAAACUCCUCCAUGAUCGUGUUGUCAGCAUAGGAGAAGACUCUGCGUGCAUCGUGUGGGACUACAACGGAGAUAUUGUCCAUAAUUUUCAAGGUCAUAAAGGUCGAGGCAUCAGAGCUGUUGCUGUCAAAGAUCAGGUUGGCUUGGUAGCUACCGGUGGUGCAGACUCUGGUAUCCGGCUCUGGCAAAUAACAAAAGGACAGUCGUUUCAAUCUAAUAGCCUGUGGGCUUUAAAUUUUUGUUCAUCACACUGUACGGGGUCCCCAAAAGCCAUAGCGAUGGUGGACACCAGCUCUCUCGUUGUAAUGACAGACCUAGGUUCUAUAUAUACCUAUGACUUGGUCAACAAGGAGUGGAGCUUUGUUUUGGAUGAUGAGGACUACGCAUCUUACAGUCUCCUAGAGGUCUGUAAAUCACCUAGUGGUGCCAUGUGUGCCAUUGGUAACAUAUCAGGCAGUAUUAAGGUCUUCCCCCUUUGUUCUGGACAUGGUUGCGAGAACAUUAAACUCUACCAGGGAAAGGUUCAUAGCCUCACUUGGGUGCCACAUCUCCUCCAGGAUACAGACACUUACAGUCUUUUUUCCUCGGGCCCUGAUGGUAUAAUGGUUUGGAUUGAAGUUAGGUGUGUGUCGGGGCAUAUCCGUUAUGCGGUAGAGAAAGGACGCUUUCUUUUACCUGCUUGUAAGCAGAGGUGGCAUACUUGCGUUGCUUUCCUGCCUCAAGAGGAUUUUAUUGUGGUCGGCGACCGGAGAGGAUCCUUAAUGCUGUUUUCUACACGGGUUGAUUCGAUUCACCAUGAUGAGGAUAACUCAACAAAAUGUAUCGAUUUAGGGAGCGCUUGCGUAGAUUCCGAAGGAGGCUCUCAUAGCCAUUCUGUGCCCAAUUCCAAAGACUGUGCAGCGGCUCCACUUUCCAUCCUGUUUGGCGUUCACGGGAAGUUAGGAGUUAAGUCCCUGAGUUGCCACGAUGGCUUUGUGUAUAGCACCGGUCGGGACGGACUUUACCGUCAGUUAAAGGUGGCGGGAGGUCAGCUGAUCAUGUUACGCAAGCAAAAAUCCUGCAAGGGGAUGGAAUGGAUAGAACGCCUUUCCUUCGCUACAGAUGGCAAUUUACUGGUUCUGGGCUUCCACGCCACCAACUUUGUGGUUUGGAGCAUGAGGACCAACGAGAAAAUCCACUGUGUUCCCUGCGGAGGAGGACACAGGUCGUGGAGUUACGUAGAUGAAGAGGACUCUGCUCUAUUUGCGUAUAUCAAGUCGGGUGACAUAUUUGUCUAUCAAAGCCACCCAACGGAAGGACCCCGCAGCGUGUUAAAGGAGCCAAUGCACGGUAGAGAAUUCACUUGUGUGCGAUAUGCAGGGACGGGCAAGGCUUCAAACAAUGAAUCCGUUCACAUACUCAUCACGAGCAGCGAAGACACCACGGUUAACAUAUUUGCUUUUAAUGAGAUCUCUAAACAUGUCCAACAACUUGCCAACCUUAGCGAUCACUUAUCCAGUGUGAAAACACUAGCUACCAGCCAUCUUCAACACGGAGGCCGUGGCUUCUCGACCGUACUGUUCACCGCAGGUGGAAGGGCUCAAGUGGAGUGUUACCGAGUACAAUUGUCCCAAAAGAGGGGUGAAGCUAACCUUUCGUGCCACGUGAUCCAUCUGGCCUCUCACAGACUGGACGAACACUGGGACAGAAUGAAGAACAAGCACAGAACGCUAAAGAUGGACCCAGAAACGAGAUACAUGUCUGUUGUGGCGAUCACGGAGGAAAGCUACGUCAGCCGUAGGACGGGAUCCCCGUACGUGUUUCUGGCGGCCGCGUGCAGUGACGGAUCGGUGAGGUUUUUCGUGAUGUGUGAAAACACCCGGCGGCUGAUGCUGGCCGCCGAGUCCUUUUACCACCAGCGAUGUGUCCUGAAAGUAGAAAAACUUGUUAAAAAACACUCCGAUCAGCAGAGGGUUUUGCUUUGCAGUGCAGCUACUGACGGACGCAUUGCAUUCUGGGAUAUCACUGGCACCAUGAAUGAGGUCCUAAAAGUGCUUGAAUCCGAGCCGGUGGAUUUUCAGCCUGUAGAUCUGAGGUCUCCGUGCUUCACCGUCUCCGCUCACCAGUGCGGCAUCAACAGCCUCCACAUUCGUGAAACCAAACGUGGACAUCAUGUGAUGGCCAGCGGCGGAGACGACAACACCAUCCACGUAUGCCUUCUAAGCGUGGACCAACCUUCCGAUGUGGACAGCAAACCGUGUAUCCAGCUCCUGCAAACGUUUUCCAUCCCCGGCGCUCAUUCGGCCCACGUAACCGGGCUACGGAUACUGCGGGACGACCUGUUGGCGUCGGCGUCCGUGGACCAACGUCUAAAUCUCUGGGCGAUUGGGGACAAAAACCUUCGGCACCUGCGCACCAAAUUCUGUCACGUGCCGGACGUGUCCGAACUGGACUGCUGGAUGAAUGAAGGAGAGAAGGGACACCUGUAUGUUCUAUGCGGUCAGGGAUUGGAAAUCAUCCAUUCUACGACCAGCAGCUCACAUUGCAGAAUGUCCCAGUGAAUUUAUAAUUUCAUUGUUUUGAAGGAUUAUCACAAUCUAGCAGUCCCUUUAAAUAAAAAUAUACAUAAAUACAACAGAAUCCUCUCUUUUAAAUAAUUGGCGUUGUGGGGAAGGACGUCUGUUGAACGCUGUAAGUGUCGAUUGAGAUCUUUUGACCUUUUCAUCGCCGUUGACCUCCUUGCACGUUCACCUGAAAAGUUAUCCUCUUGGCUCCAUUGAUUGUCUGUUGGUCUCUUGACAAGUUUUAUCAUGAAGACAAAUGUGGCAUGCCGGCAUGACCCUGAAUAAUUAAAUACUUCUCACUCCAUAUCCAAAGAGGCCCAUUAAAUAUUAAACUCCAA
Messenger RNA from Spea bombifrons (plains spadefoot toad), 3742 nucleotides. It is a transcript of the gene WDR6, whose product is annotated as WD repeat domain 6. Gene Ontology annotation, molecular function: protein binding. Gene Ontology annotation, biological process: tRNA methylation. The record is from RefSeq and is a predicted model, not a curated record. Gene Ontology annotation, cellular component: cytoplasm. Bases 93 to 3401 code for a protein of 1102 amino acids. The transcript is spliced from 7 exons. NCBI's taxonomy places the organism in Eukaryota, Metazoa, Chordata, Amphibia, Anura, Pelobatidae.